AUGAGUCGUACGCCAUUUCAUCCCAAGAGAGACAUCCUGAACCACCCUCACAAUCAUGCCGUGUGCCCUCCUCCCCUGAAGGUCCAUAAGGAUUCUCAUGCCAUCAAGAAGUCAUCGCCGCCUCCGCCGUCAUUGUUGUCGUCGUCCACCAAGCCUCAGCAGCGGCACCCGGUCAUCAUCUACACGCACUCUCCCAGAGUUAUCCACACUCAUCCUAGGGAUUUCAUGGCAUUGGUGCAAAAGCUCACCGGCCUUUCUCGAUCUGACAACGACGUCCCCACUGCAUUGGAUCCGCUGCAGCCGAAACAAGAGCCUGGGAUUCCUGCCGCGUCGACGUUAACGGUCGAUAAGGACGGCGGGGAUCUUAAGAAGGGUUCGGUGAACGAGGACAAUGAGACGUCGUCGGUAAUUACGGAAGAGAAUAACUGCAGUAGCAGCAUUGGGGACACGCAGGUGAAUUCUUGUUUCAUGCCAAAUCCACCGAUUCUGGAUCCCUCGUUGAACCCUUACAUGACGAGUCUGCCGGUGUUUACGUCGAAUUCCACGGAAUUUUUGUGCUCGAAUCAGCCGUUUUUGAACUAUGACCCAUUGUUCUUCUCUCAUAACAUGAGGAGCUCGAUGAAUACAUCCCCCGCCACUUUGGAGGGAAUGAAUGAUUUUCGUGAGUAUUAAUUAAUAAUUAAGGUCCUCUUUUUCUUUAUUUUCUCUUCUGCAAAUAAAAGUUUUCA
Messenger RNA from Neltuma alba, 728 nucleotides. Its product is annotated as VQ motif-containing protein 20. NCBI's taxonomy places the organism in Eukaryota, Viridiplantae, Streptophyta, Magnoliopsida, Fabales, Fabaceae. The record is from RefSeq and is a predicted model, not a curated record. The transcript is spliced from 2 exons. Gene Ontology annotation, cellular component: nucleus. Bases 1 to 672 code for a protein of 223 amino acids.